Molecule: messenger RNA, 2151 nt
Organism: Colletotrichum gloeosporioides
Lineage: Eukaryota; Fungi; Ascomycota; Sordariomycetes; Glomerellales; Glomerellaceae
Exons: 2
Coding region: 1-2151 (716 amino acids)
Source: RefSeq, a predicted model, not a curated record
AUGCGGGACUCCUCUUCAAACACGUCACUACAGCGCAAACCUCUCGGCCGACAAUCUUUCUCUUCCAAUGGCGAACCACUCCCUUCAGCGAGGUCGCUUCUUGCUGAGGAUGAUUCUGGCCAGGCAUACCUUCCUGGUCGUCUUGUCGAGCAGGAGACCAAUGAAAUAUCAGUAGAGCAGCAGAGCAACACCUAUUUCAAGUACAAGCCUGUAUCCACAGAGGACAACGCUGCUUCUGAAGUCAAGGGUGCACGACGCCGUGUGGGAAUAGCGUCUCUGUCAACCGAUUGUGCAGCAGUGCUACUUUCAACGGCAAUGAUCCUAUUCGUCUCCUUGGUUUGGGAUUUAGAUGGCUCUAGGGUCAUCAACAACUCGUAUGACUCCUGGAAAAAUGCCAUCACCGUUCUUGCAACUUUCUUCCCAAUCCUUUUCGCCUCGAUCGUCGGUCGACUGAUGACAGAAGCCACCAGGUGGAAUCUAGAGAAGGGUUCCACAAUCGGCUGCCUCGAACAACUCAUGGGCAGCCAAACAGUUGGCGGAUCUGUCCUUAUGGUACUGCGGCUACGUUCUCUAAGCGUACUGUCACCGCUGCUACUCAUGCUUUGGUCCUUUUCCCCGCUGGGAGCACAAUCACUAUUGCGCAUGACGAAAUUGGAAUUCAGCUAUCGCGAGAUAGAGACAACCGCAACCUUCUUCGACACCACCGCCAAGAGCCAAACUGCCGACUGGUUCAGAAGUACCCUCGGUAGUGCGUCACGUCUAACUGCCAUUGGUAAGCUAGCUGUCCUGAAAUCACUGUAUACAACGAUUGUUACUGCGCCCGAGAAAAUAAAAAACGACACAAUGGACAUUUGGGGCAAUGUAAAAAUACCGAUUCUGAAAGACAUGCAAGGACAGGAAUGGCAGGACACAUCAUCACCAAAUGCCACCGUGCAAUACACCUCUCUGGUGGGAGUGCCUGUCAACCAUGUUGGCGAGGGCAACGCAUCAUUUCACAUCGAAUCAACUUACGUACAACUCGAAUGUAUCAACGCUACGUACUACUUAACUGGGGGAAGGCUAGAUCCAUCACCGCGUGUGCCCGUAGAGAGCGAGGAUUUACAUCGCGCCUCGAGGUGCGAUCUGGGCAGCAAUCCAUACAGCCUCUCAAAUGGCACAUGGCAUGGACACAACCACACCUAUAGCAGGAGUUGGAGCCUUGCGCUUGAUCGUUUCGUUAAUCCUCUUUGGUUAGGAGAUAACGGAACACAAAACUCAGUCAACUACCAAGGCUUCCUGUCAGGCCGCAAAGACAAAAUGGAUCGUCCCAUUCUUUUCCUCGACGAGUUGGACGUGGAUGCAGGCCCUACAUCAUUACUUUUUGCCGCAAAAUGCCAAUCCAACUACACCCCGCGCGAUGGUUCUUUCCAGUCACACUGCGGGGUCAAACAAAGAUACGUCGAGUCUAUCAUUCGUUGCUCGGGUAUUACAUCCAAGAGGGAAUGCGCCGUAGUCCAACAAAGACCUUCGCAAAAACCGCACCCGUCUGAAAAUAUAUCCCAACUAUCAUUUCCGGGAGUCUUCUGGACUAUCAUCCAAGGAAUGCCAGAUGACAAGGAGGUCACAUAUCAAUCCGAGUCAUCUCUUUACUACAUCAAAGACCCGUCACUCAAGAGCCAACUGGACAAAGACGUACAUUUUCUCCAAAAUGUUACUAGAGAAGACGUAAGCACUCGUUUGACGCAGUUGAUCAACACGUUUCUCCAACUCAGUCAAUUAUACCUCAACAUCACAACUGCAGGCGAAGUGGAUGGAAAGUUUGAACCUAAUAUCACAGUUCUGGCUUCUGACAGACAAGAAUUUCUUGUCGUUCAUGUGUCAAAGGGUUGGGCAGUGUUAUGUUUGAUAUCUAGUCUUGUUCUUCUUGCAGCUAGCAUUAUGGGGGCUGUCUUCAAACAUAUCGCGCGUGGACCAGAGGCCCUAGGCUACGUUUCAACAGCAUUACGAGAUUCACGACAUGUAGAGCUCGAUUCCGAUUCGGGAUGGAUGGACAGCAUUGAUUUAUCCCGAAGAAUGAGGAGUAAGCGAAUUCGACUGGGAGUGGUUGCUGUUGGGAAUGACAAACUACCUGUCUUGGGUAUUGGGCGCGAAAAGAACACAGACAAGUUGUAG